AUGGCCGGGUGCCGCAGGAACCGACUUCUGCUGUCAGCUGCAGGUUCUGGCAUUCCCAGCUGGAGGGGGCCACGGGUACCUUCCCUGGCCAUCGUCUCCAUUGCCCUUCUCUUGCCCCUGUCCUGCCUCUCCUCUGGCUGCCCAGAGGUUUGCAGCUGUUCCACAGGGGAAGUCAACUGCAUGGACCACAGGCUGCGCUUUGUGCCUGACGGCCUGCCCACCAAUGCCACAGCCAUCCUGCUGGACUACAACCGCAUUUCCAGCCUCCGGAACCGGACCUUUGUGGCCCAGGAAGCCCUGCUGCGCCUCAGCCUCCGCAGCAACCUUCUUGUGAGCAUCCACCGCCAGGCCCUGGCCGGCCUGAGCCAGCUGCAGGAACUGGACCUCAGUGGGAACUACCUGAGCCUCCUGCAGCCAGAGACCUUCCUGCCUUUGCCUAGUCUGAGGACACUCAACCUGGGAAACAACAGGCUCCUGCGGCUCGAGCCAGAGCUGGUGGGUGCCUUGCCCCGUCUCCAGAGCCUCUCAGUGCAGGGCAAUGCCUUGGCCUCCCUUGGACCGGGUGUCUUCGAGAACCUGCCCUCCCUACUCUCCCUGAAGCUUGGUGACAACCCCUGGGCAUGCUCCUGUGGCAUCCAGCCCCUCUUCCAGUGGCUUAUGAAGAACGUGGACAAAGUCCCAGAGGUGAACGCAGUCUCCUGCAAGCGCCCAGAGUACCUUUCCCAUCACCCCAUCAUUGCUCUUGGGAACGGAUCUUUUGCCCGAUGCCAGGAGCCCUGGCUGCAGCCCCAGGACUAUGCCUUUUUCCUACUCGUCGGCCCCUCGACUUUCUUUGCCAGCAUCUGCGUCUGCAUACUUGCUGGCUUACUGGCAGUGGCCUGUCAGAGGAUGGCGAAAGUGCCACACAUUCAGCCGGGAGCCUUGGCAAGGCGAGCAGAGCGCCACCCACGCUAG
Molecule: messenger RNA, 954 nt
Organism: Sceloporus undulatus (fence lizard)
Lineage: Eukaryota; Metazoa; Chordata; Lepidosauria; Squamata; Phrynosomatidae
Gene: LRRC26
Product: leucine rich repeat containing 26
Exons: 2
Coding region: 1-954 (317 amino acids)
Cellular component (GO): voltage-gated potassium channel complex
Molecular function (GO): potassium channel activator activity; transmembrane transporter binding; voltage-gated potassium channel activity
Source: RefSeq, a predicted model, not a curated record